Messenger RNA from Meira miltonrushii, 2752 nucleotides. RefSeq lists its product as uncharacterized. The record is from RefSeq and is a predicted model, not a curated record. The transcript has a single exon. Bases 23 to 2608 code for a protein of 861 amino acids. Gene Ontology annotation, cellular component: cytoplasm; centrosome. NCBI's taxonomy places the organism in Eukaryota, Fungi, Basidiomycota, Exobasidiomycetes, Exobasidiales, Brachybasidiaceae. Gene Ontology annotation, biological process: cytoplasmic microtubule organization; cytoskeleton-dependent intracellular transport. Gene Ontology annotation, molecular function: microtubule binding; dynein light intermediate chain binding.
CAUUCAUUCACCACCAACAAAGAUGGAAGAGAGAGAUCCAAUACAAACAGGCCAAGAUCCUCAAAGUUCCAUCUCACAAGAAGAAAAAGAUGCAAACGAUAGUGGGUCAUCCUCUUUGCCAAAUCUGGAAGGUGAAGUACGUGCAUUAACAGCAUGGGUACAAGCUGUCGAUCGUGCAAGAGGAGCGGAUAGUUUCUUGAGUAGGACAGUGGACAAUCCGGAUGAUUUAUCUGAUGGUGUUGCCUUCUUUGAGAUUUUGUCAACUAUCGAUUCAACUUACUUUAGGAAUCCACAUGGAGGUGAAGUGAAGGAUAAUUGGAUCUUGAAAACGGCAACACUCAAGAGGCUGUUCAAGCUUGUCACGCAGUAUUACAUUGAAGUCUUACAGCAAUCACCAAGCGCAUUAGACGUUCCAGACUUGGACGCUUUGGCAAGAGAUGGAUCCAAACAAGAUCUUUAUAAGCUUGGAAGCCUGGUGAUCGGAAUAGCAGUCAGGAGUGAUCAGGCAAACGAACAUAUCGCGGCCAUUCAAUCUUUACCGCUUGAAGAUCAACAGCAGCUCAUGUACACGAUUGAACAAGUUAUGGGAGCAUUGCAACCGAUAGAGAGUGCUGAAGGUGAAGAUAACAACAAUGCAGAGCAAAGUAUCAGCCAGAAUCUCCUCUCUGAAGAACAGAACGAUCAGAGCGGAGCGGGUAGCGGCGAAUUGAAAAGUGAAACAUCAAAAGACAACUCAGCCGAAAUGGAGCGAGUUUAUGCUGCCCUCCUAGAUGAGAAUCGCAUCUUGAAAAAUUCACUGGAAGAUGCACAAGCUGAAAAGGAAGAAACAGCAAAGGAGCACACCAGAUUUCGUGAAGAAGUUGAACGUGAUCGGAAUGUACAAGCUGAUGUUCUGAUGCGACAAGAAAUCGAACGUUUGAAAGCCAGUCUACGAAGAAGUGAAGAUAAUUUGGCAGAAGCAGAAAGCGAGGUGGAGCGACUGAAUGCGUCAGUGCUGGAUCUGACAAAGAAAUCUGAAGAGCUUCAACGCAAGACGGAAGAGAAUGCAAAGAUGAAAGAUGAAUUGGAAGAAUUGCGACAUGCAUCCGACAAAUUGCAAAGGACGGAAAAUGCGAUGGAAAAAUUCAAGAAAAAGCUUGAAGAGGCAUCAGAAGUGAAAAGGCAAUUGAAAACGUUGGAAGCACAAAAUGCAGAAUUGGUGGAUAGGAAUGCAGCGGUGGAAGAUGAAUAUAAACGGGUUGCACAUUUCAAACCAUUGAUGGAUUCGUACAAGGAACAAAUUGCAGCGCUGGAAACAAAGGCUUCUAAUCUUCAGAGAGAUCUCAAUUCUGCUCGAUAUGAUGGUGAACAAGUCUCCGUCAAGCUUCGUGCGACAGAGGAAGCACGUACAAAGGAAAAGGAAGAAUUGGACCUGUAUCAAGAACGUAUACAGGAACUCGAAUUGGGCGGCUCAGUGGCCAAACAAAGAGCCAGUACAGGAGGCGUGAAUGGAUCGGAUGGUAUGAUGUCGAGUACUGAUGUAGGAAGCGAUGAAGAUGUUGAUGAGAAUUUAGAGGAUGCCAUGAGUGGAACAACGAUGGCAGGCUUGAAGAUUCAAGUACGUAAAUUGGCACGAGAGCUCAAAGUGGCACAAGCAAACAAAGCAGAUGCAAGUAGACUACUCGUCGUUGAGAAUCUAUUGCAAGAUGCCAACAAGAUGAAAGAGCGUUACGAACGUGAUUACCUCAAGGAGUACCAGAAGAACAUGAAGAUACAGAAACAGAUGGAGGCAAUUCAGGAAGGCAAGUCUGAUCUUGGCGAUGGGGCAGAAGCGAACCUAGCGCUUCGAAUGCGCCUGAACGAGACGGUGGAGGAGCUAGACAAGACGAAGAAAGCUUUGGGCGAUUUGGAAGUGGAGCAUGAACAGACUAGGAAGGAAUUGACGAUUGCUAAAUCUGAUCUCACUCUGGUCGGCAAGGAUAAGUUGGAGAUGAUCGAAGAGGUUCGUGCAGAGGUGAAUGUUGAGAAGGCUGAAUUGGAAAGAACGAUGAAGCAACUUCAAGAAGAAAAAGCUUCGAAGGAAGAACAGAUUCGAAUGCAACUUUCGCAGAUCAAUACACUCUUGAUGGAAAAGGUUGAUUUGCAAAAUGAUAGUAUCGAACAGCGUGAUGGUGCACUUCAACGUGAAUUAGAGAUGGGCGAUUUGCGUUCGAAAGCACAAGGACAAGCCGAUAAAGAAUUGGCGGCAAAGAGUGAAGCACAAAUCAGAACAUUACAAGAGAAAUUACAAAAAGCAAGAACGUUUAUCCGUCAACAAGACAAGAUGAUCAAAGACGCUGCCAAUGCAAAGGCUAAAGGACAAAUUGCACCAGAAGAAUUGGUUAAACGUGCUAGAUUGUUGGAACAAGAAAACAAAGUUUUGAGAUUAGAGCAAAGACUGAUAAGUUCAAUUUAUUACGAUCAAAAGCAAAAAGAAAUUCGUAAUGCUAUCAAUGCAUCUGGUGCUCUUUCUAAUUCCGGCAGAUCACAAACCAAAGCUGGAAUUGAUAUCAACGGUUUGAAGCCCAGAAGUUGGCUUAUGCAGCAGCGCACUCAACUGGCCGGAGGGAUCAACCUAGCAAGACGAUGAACAACCGAUGUCAAUUUGUGCUUCGAGAAGAUUUAGAGAUAUACCACUUAUUCAGAUACCAUAUAUACCUGCUUAAUUUUCGUGUCACAGAAGUCAAUGUAUUGUAUGACAGCACACACCAAUAGAGAGAGAUUUUGAUUUAGG